GUUCGCAUCAAUCUUUUUAUGGUGCGCGCGUGAUUGUGGCGCCGCGCCCCACGAUCCCUGCUCGCGCGCCGCGCUGCCGACGAAUUUCCGGGGAGGGAUCGUCUCUCCGGGGGCGCGCCGCUCUCUCGCGCGCCUGUGGGUGGCCGAUUGAUCGGCUAUGGCGUCGAAGCGCAUCCUCAAGGAGUUGAAGGACUUGCAAAAGGACCCUCCCACGUCGUGCAGUGCCGGGCCCGUGGCGGAGGAUAUGUUCCAUUGGCAAGCGACGAUCAUGGGGCCGCCCGACAGUCCUUACGCUGGCGGGGUGUUCUUGGUCACCAUCCAUUUUCCUCCCGAUUAUCCAUUCAAGCCUCCCAAGGUGUCCUUUAGAACCAAGGUUUUCCAUCCAAACAUCAACAGCAAUGGAAGCAUUUGCUUGGACAUCCUCAAGGAGCAGUGGAGCCCCGCAUUGACGAUCUCCAAGGUGCUCCUGUCGAUUUGCUCGCUACUCACGGAUCCAAACCCCGACGAUCCUUUGGUCCCGGAGAUUGCUCACAUGUACAAGACCGACAGAGCAAAGUACGAGGGGACUGCGAGAACCUGGACGCAGAAGUACGCCAUGGGCUGAGCGCGUAUAAGCGUAGCGUGAGCGAUGAGCGAGCGUGUAAGCAAAAGUUUGUAUAUGAUUCCUUUGAUCUAAGGUGAGAAGAAACAUUUCGAUCGAUCGAUCGAUCGUC
Messenger RNA from Selaginella moellendorffii, 713 nucleotides. RefSeq names its product ubiquitin-conjugating enzyme E2 28. Gene Ontology annotation, molecular function: ubiquitin conjugating enzyme activity. NCBI's taxonomy places the organism in Eukaryota, Viridiplantae, Streptophyta, Lycopodiopsida, Selaginellales, Selaginellaceae. Gene Ontology annotation, cellular component: nucleus. Gene Ontology annotation, biological process: protein polyubiquitination. The record is from RefSeq and is a predicted model, not a curated record. The coding region runs from base 158 to 604 and encodes 148 amino acids. The transcript has 4 exons.